Molecule: messenger RNA, 2438 nt
Organism: Cadophora gregata
Lineage: Eukaryota; Fungi; Ascomycota; Leotiomycetes; Helotiales; Ploettnerulaceae
Exons: 2
Coding region: 217-2178 (653 amino acids)
Biological process (GO): proteolysis; protein catabolic process
Cellular component (GO): mitochondrial matrix
Molecular function (GO): ATP binding; ATP hydrolysis activity
Source: RefSeq, a predicted model, not a curated record
CUCUUCUCAAACUGACUUUCUUUUCCCCAGACAAUCACCCACUGGAUUCCACUCUAGGCCCUCGCUUAGGCGGAUGGACAGCUCUCCCCGCAGUGGGCUUGACUCGACUGGUCUCAACACUGACCUUCACGUGCAUCUCUUGGGGACAUCAACAUCAACAUCAACAUCAACAGCUUCAUUUCUCGAAGCAGUUAUGAUCCUCGGCCCCUGUUCACCAUGCCGGCCAUCAACCGGACCUCAGCUCUCGCCAGACUCCCUAGACGCCGCCUUCUUCAAUCCAGACUUAGACUUAGACUUAGACCACCACCUCGCCACCCACUUUCAACCACCACUCUUCGAGCCAGAGACUCGCAAUACUAUCGAGCAGGCUUUGAGUCUCAGAAUGCUGGCUUCACAGGCAGUUAUGAACCGGGUCGGCCUACGGAAGGGCCCUUAGCAAAAGCUUCAAACCAUGGAGCUCCAAGGCUGACUCCCACGCUAUUGAAGGAGCAUCUGGAUAAAUAUGUAGUAGGACAAGACAAAGCGAAGAAGGUGACUAGUGUGGCUAUUUUCAACCAUUAUCAGCGUAUUAGGGAGAUACGGAGACUGGAAGAAGAGCAGCAUGCAAAGGCUGAGCAGGAAGCAAGAUGGGAGUUGAGGGAGAAGGAGAGGAACUCCCAUCCAGUUGAGAAUGAGUAUCCAGGUCACAUCGAAACUAUCGACCUAAACAAUAACUCCUCACCCUAUCGCUCAGCUGCUCCGCCUCCGGACCCAGAACUUGGCCAUCUUCCCCUUCCAGAAGACACUCGCACCGUAAUCGAGAAAUCUAAUGUCCUCCUCCUCGGACCUUCCGGUGUAGGAAAGACCUAUAUACUGAGCACUCUCGCCCGUGUCCUUGAAGUACCCUUUGCAACUGUCGACUGCUCCGCUCUAACGCAAGCGGGUUAUAUUGGAACAGACAUCGAAUCUAGCAUCGAGCGGCUCCUCCUCGCUUCUCAGCAUUCUAUCCAGAAAUGCGAAACAGGCAUCAUCUUCUUCGAUGAAGUAGAUAAGCUCGCAAAACCAGCCAUCAUGACGCACGGGCGUGACGUCUCCGGUGAAGGUGUGCAGCAAGGUUUGCUCAAGAUGAUAGAAGGCACAACAGUAACAGUAAACGCAAAAAGCGAUCGCAGCAGUAAGACCGAAGGAGGACGAGAAGGCGGACGUCUAGACCGAGGAGGACGAGAUACAGUCCAAGGUCAAAUGGGCAAAAGUGAGCAAUAUACCAUCGACACAACCAACAUCCUCUUCGUCUUCGCCGGCGCAUUCGUCGGUCUCGAGAAGAUCAUCUCCUCCCGCCUCUCAUCCGGUUCAUCUCUCGGCUUCGGCGCCCAGCUAAAGACACCUCCCUCCCACUCAUCAUCAUCCAAAUCCUCCCUCUCCUCAAAACACACCCCCUCACAACCCAACAUCCUCGACUCCGUCACCCCCUCGGACCUCCAAACCUACGGCCUCAUCCCCGAACUCCUCGGCCGAAUCCCCAUAACCGUGGCGCUCACACCACUAAAUCUCCACCAACUAAUCACCAUCCUAACCUCACCACGGAACUCCCUCGUCAAGCAAUUCACAGCCCUCUUCAACACCUACGGCAUCCAACUGAAAUUCACAUCCGGCGCCUUACACGCCAUUGCUGAGCGUGUUCUUUCUCCAUCCUCCUCAUCCUCACACCCAACUUCAUCCUCAGCUUCUUCAACAAGCACAUCAACAACAGCAGCAAGUGGUAAUGGCACCAGCAACGCAAUCGGCGCCCGCGGCCUCCGCUCCAUCCUCGAAUCCCUCCUCUCCGAAAUAAUGUUCCACGGCCCUGGCUCCGCCAUCCGCUUCUGCCUCGUCGACGAAUCAUUCGUGCGUUCGCAUUUCUCUCCUUCCUCUACUUCCUCCCUCUCCUCUUCUUCCUCCUUCUCGUCAUCCUCCUUCUCGUCAUCCUCCAAAAACUCCUCAUCAUCAGGGGAUGUCCCAACCAGCGAAGCCAAAAUGCCUCGCUGCUGGAGCAGAGGCCAGAGUCGGGCGUUCGAAGAGGCGUGGGAGAGGGAGGAGGAGGCGUGGAAGGAUAGGGAGGCGAGGGAGAAGGAUGGGGGUGAGAAGAGGGGAGGAGGAGAUGGGGUUGAGCAGGGGAGGGGGUUUGAGAGGUUUAGGAGGGUGGGGAGUAGUGGGAUGUAGGAGGGGUGAUGUGUGAUGUGUGAUGUGUGAUGGAGCAGAGGGUGGAAUGAUCUGAUGAGGAUGAGGAUAUGAAUGACUGAUUGACUGAUGAAUUGGGGGUGCUAGAGAAUGAAGCGAGGGAGGGAAGGAGGGAGGGAACUGUACAUAUGGAAAAUGGAGGGAAGGAUAUGCAUUGAAUGUUAUGAAGGGAAAUGUAAUGAAAUAUGAAAUAUAAUCGAAGCAUUUCGACCUGCAAAAUCACGGUUCAGGGAGCAUUGAUA